AAUAAUCCAGCAGCGGAUAUCAGAUUGUGUCACAGUAACAUGGAUGUAAAAACAUCUCGUGUAUCGUCAAAGAAACGCGAUUCUGUCGAAGAUGCGUUCGGACUUCCAGCUUCAAAGAGAAAGAAAACAGCUGACGUUUCGAAAUGUAAACAAACAGAAGCCCAGUCGCCGGCAGAUAAAUUUAUGAAAGACGUGAAUAUCUUUAUUCUCCAAGCGGGUCUUGGAAAAAUGCGAGCGAACAUUCUGUCUAAGCAGUUCACAAAAUAUGGCGGCACAAUACACGAACAGAUUCUUGAUGAAACCACGCAUGUUGUUGUAGACGAAAAAAUGGAAAUUGAUAGAUUUUGUCGAAUUUUGAAACUGGACACGCCCCCGACUCAUCUCAAAAUUGUCAAAGGGAACUGGUUGAGUAAUUGCUUUGCUGAAGAAAAAUUAGUGGACACUUGUGACUUUGAACUUGAUGUAAACACUGACGCCAAACUGGAAAAGGAUGAAAGGCAAUCCAAAGAAAAAUUACCUGCAGAUGUAACAAGGGGAAUAAAUGAACAACCUGGAGGACACAGCAAAAGUGAUGUUGUUGUUGCUGAUGAAAUUCAUCCAUGCUCCAGUAAGACAGAUUCAUCUUAUCACACAGAAGCUAAGUCAAAUCAAAGUAAAGGCUAUGACAGCGAGGACAGUGCCUAUGAACCCAGUGAUGAUGAGGACUAUCUUUCUAGUUUCACUGAUGGUCCCACAUCAGGUACAAGCUCAGCAACAUCAACGCCAAAUACAUCACCUCAAAAAUUACCAAAAGGUAAUUGGGUAUGUGCCAAGCCUGUAUCAAAUCUGGGAACCAAUCACAACAAACAUAUCACAGAUAAACUACAGAUUCUGAUGCAAACAUACAAGAAUACUAAGGAUCAAUGGAGAGCUUUGGGAUAUAGUAAAGCCAUCAGUGCUCUUAAAAAUUACCACAAAGCAAUAACAACCUGGGAGGAAGCUAAUAGUAUUCCUGGUAUUGGUAAAAAAAUGGCAGAUAAAGUUUGGGAAAUUAUUGAAAGUGGUCAUCUAAGAAAGAUUGAUUAUGUGUGUCAAGGAGAAGAAGUUAAAGCCAUUAAUUUAUUUACUAAGAUUCAUGGUGUGGGCCCAACUAUAGCUCAAGAAUUGUACCAACAGGGUUUUAGAACAAUAGAUGAUGUCAGGGAGAAAGCAAAGUUGAACAGACAACAAAAGAUCGGAAUUAAACAUUUUGAUGACUUUCUUGAUAGAAUGUCACGAGAAGAAGCUGGAGAAAUUGAAAAAGUUGUAAAAGACAUGGCACUCUCCAUCAAUCCUGGUCUCAUUGCCAUGGCAUGUGGUUCUUAUCGGCGUGGAAAACCAACAUGUGGUGAUGUCGAUGUCAUAGUAACACACCCUGAUGGUCGAUCACAUAAAGGAAUUUUUCAUAAACUUUUAGAAAAAUUAAGAGCUACAGGUUUCAUCACAGACGAUCUUGUUAGUAAUGAAGAUGUUGGUGAACAGAAGAAAUAUCUUGGUGUAUGUAAAUUACCAGGUGAAGAUAGAAAGCAUAGAAGGCUGGAUAUAAUAGUUGUACCUUAUCAUGAGUAUCCAUGUGCUAUAAUGUAUUUCACUGGUUCAAGUCAUUUUAACAGGUCUAUGAGAGCACUGGCUGGAAAAAAGGGAAUGUCAUUGAAUGAACAUGCUAUGAAAAGUGGAGUAAUUCGAAAAGGACACGAGAAAAUCAGUGAAGGUGUGUCAAUACCAGUGAAAUCAGAAGAAGAUGUCUUUAGAAUACUGGGAUUAGAAUAUAGAACUCCUAAGGAGAGAGACUGGUGA
Messenger RNA from Saccoglossus kowalevskii, 1815 nucleotides. RefSeq names its product DNA polymerase lambda-like. Gene Ontology annotation, biological process: double-strand break repair via nonhomologous end joining. The record is from RefSeq and is a predicted model, not a curated record. Lineage: Eukaryota; Metazoa; Hemichordata; Enteropneusta; Harrimaniidae. Gene Ontology annotation, molecular function: DNA binding; DNA-directed DNA polymerase activity. Gene Ontology annotation, cellular component: nucleus.